Molecule: messenger RNA, 2194 nt
Organism: Bufo bufo (common toad)
Lineage: Eukaryota; Metazoa; Chordata; Amphibia; Anura; Bufonidae
Gene: MARS2
Product: methionyl-tRNA synthetase 2, mitochondrial
Exons: 3
Coding region: 167-1834 (555 amino acids)
Biological process (GO): methionyl-tRNA aminoacylation
Molecular function (GO): ATP binding; methionine-tRNA ligase activity
Source: RefSeq, a predicted model, not a curated record
AAAGAGUUUUGUAGAGCUGCUCGCUGUGAGUGGUUUUUAUAAUGUGGCGGUCCCUUUUCCCACAUGCUGUGUUAUAAUAUGGAGUCUUGACAGCGGGCAUUCCAGGAAGGUCAUGUGUAGGGUCAGCUGAGUGUGGUCUGUGUAGUGCGCCCUAUAGCGCUGUACAAUGCGGCAGCUUCUGGGCAGGAUGGGACGGCUGGGCUCCUCGGCGUGGUGUGUGGGGAGGGCAGGCUAUGCAGCCGCCAGGACGCCUCACCUCCUCACCACCCCGAUCUUCUAUGUGAACGCGGCCCCGCACCUCGGACACGUGUACUCCGCUGUCCUGGCCGAUGUGCAGCACCGCCACGCCGCUCUGUGUGGACGGGACGCGAGGCUGAGCACAGGUACUGAUGAACAUGGUAUUAAAGUGCAGCAAUCUGCCACCGCUUUUGGUUUGGACCCAUCAAACUUCUGCACUUCCAUUUCCCAGCAGUUCCGCACGAUGUUUGACACAAUGGCCAUCUCUUACACAGACUUCGUGCGCACAACAGAAUAUCGUCAUGCCCAAGCAGUUUGUCACUUUUGGAAGAUACUAGAAGAUAAAGGAUAUAUCUAUAAGGGGAUGUACCAAGGAUGGUAUUGCACCUCUGAUGAAGCCUUCUUAAGUGAGGAUCAAACUGUGGAGAGCAGAGAUGCAGAAGGCAACAAAAUCCGAGUGUCAAUUGAAAGUGGACAUCAGGUACAUUGGAUGAGUGAAGAAAAUUACAUGUUUAGGCUAUCUCAACUACGUCCUAAACUCCUUGACUGGCUUAAGACAGAACCAAUCCAUCCUGUUCCAUUUCUCCGUAUUGUUCAGCAAUGGCUGGAAAAGGAGUUACCAGAUCUUUCUGUGUCUCGUCAACGUAAUCGUGUAUCGUGGGGCAUCCCUGUUCCUUCUGACUCAUGUCAUACUAUCUAUGUCUGGCUGGAUGCUUUGAUUAACUAUCUUACUGUUGCAGGAUAUCCGAAUGAAAAUUUGGCUCCCUGGGGUCCAUCUACACAUUUACUUGGUAAAGAUAUUUUGCGGUUUCAUGCCAUAUAUUGGCCAGCUUUCUUAUUAGCAGCAGGUCUUCCACCACCCAAAAAGUUACUUGUCCAUUCUCACUGGACUUGUAAUGGAGUCAAAAUGUCAAAAAGCCUUCAGAAUGUCGUGGAUCCAACUGAAUGCAUUAAGAAGUAUACAAGAGAUGGGCUACGGUAUUUCUUACUUCGUCAUGGUUCCCCUGAGCGAGACUGUGACUUCACACACCAUACUGUUGGCAAAUUGUUAAACUCUGAGCUUGCUGAUGCCCUAGGUGGACUUUUAAACCGCUGCACUGCAUACGCAAUAAAUCCUGGCCAAUGCUGGCCAUAUUAUCAGUGCAAAAGUGUGCCACCUGCAGCCUAUGAAGAAUUACAGAGACUUCUAGGAUCUGUUAAGGAGCUGCCUAGACGGGUAGACGACUACAUGAAUAGAUUCCAAGCUAACAAAGCCUUAGAGGCAAUUGACAGCAGUGUGCGAUGUUCAAAUGCUUUCUUUCAGAGUCAAGCCCCAUGGAAAUUGUUUAAAGGAGAAGAGGAAGAUAAGGCAUGGGGACAGUGUGUUCUGUAUAUUACCCUUGAAUCAUUAAGGCUUUAUGCUACUCUUCUUCAGCCUGCAGUUCCUGGUCUAGCUCAAACAAUACUGGAUCGACUUGGUGUUCCUAGUGUCUACAGAACUCUAAAAGGGAAUCAUUUCUUUGCAGCAACUUUGGGUGAAGAAUGUUGCUUUCAGGGUCAGACUCUGGGGUCAGAAUGUGGUCUUUUGUAUCCAAGACUGGAGGCGAAUGAGGAAUAGUGCAUCCUGGCGUGGAAAUGAGGAUGUCAGCAGAAACUUCUUAUAAUAUAUAGGAGAAAAAUGAUGCAUUUCGAUUCUAAGCAAUAUUCUGUUCACCUGAUAAUGCACAAGAGGACGGCACUGCAUUCUAAUUUAUUGAUUUCAUUGGGAGCUGUAUUUAGUUGCGAGCAGUCUGGAAUAAUGUUAACUAUCUGAUACUCUAGAUCUGACCUGCUUUUUAUAUCUUUUCAUUGACUAGCAGUUGCAUAGAUGGAAAAAGUUACAAUUUUUACCAUAGUAAAAGUGCACUUUCAGUCCAUAUCGGUGUGGAGUUAGUGUUUUUGAAAUAACAUCUGGCUGCUUAAAAAUCUAUUGUAGUGC